UCCUCGUCUCACAAAUUAGUAGACCAUAAAGGAGAAAGAAAAAAGAUAUAUAAAAAGAAGAACUCCGAAACUAUUUCCAAAACUGAUACACAGAAAGGUUGGAAAAUUAUCUUCAAAAUCAAUGGAGGUUGGAAGUAUACUAGAGUUUCUUGAGAACAAGACCAUUUUGGCUACUGGUGCAACUGGAUAUCUAGCAAAGAUUUUUGUGGAGAAGGUACUGAGAGUUCAACCAAAUGUGAAGAAGCUUUAUCUUCUUCUAAGAGCUGCAGAUGCUGACUCUGCUAUGGAGCGCCUAAAUCGGGAGGUCAUAGGGAAAGAUUUAUUUAAAGGUGUGAGGGAGAAAUAUGGUUCAAGUCUAAACUCCUUUGUAUCAGAGAAGAUGACUCCUAUUCCUGGUGAUAUCUCCCGUGAAGACUUAGGGAUUGAAGACUUUAACUUAAGGGAUGAGAUUCUGAAAGAUAUUGAUGUGGUGAUUAACUUUGCUGCCACAACCAACUUCGAUGAAAGAUAUGAUGUUGCACUAGGAGUCAAUACACUGGGAGCUUUGAAUGUCUUGAACUUUGCGAAGAAAUGUCUUAAAAUCAGGAUGCUUGUCCAUGUCUCUACUGCUUAUGUAUGUGGAGAAGAUACAGGACUUAUACUAGAGAAGCCAUUUCCAAUGGGUGAAGCCAAGAAGGGUAACCGUAAAAUAGAUAUUGAAGAAGAAAAGAAACUAGUGCAAGAAAAACUAAAUGAACUUGAAUCAGAAAAUGCUUCAGAGAAAGAAAUUACAGCAAUCAUGAAGGAUUUUGGCAUUGAAAGGGCAAGGAUGUUUGGAUGGCCAAACACUUAUGUAUUUACAAAGGCAAUGGGGGAAAUGAUUUUAAUGCAUAUGAAAGAAGAUUUGAGUCUACUUAUUAUACGGCCAACCAUGAUAACAAGUACUUAUAGAGAACCAUUUCCUGGUUGGAUUGAAGGUGCCAGAACUGUUGAUAGUGUAAUCGUGGGCUAUGGCAAAGGGAAAGUGGGAUGUUUUGUCUCUAGGCCGGAGUCAGUUCUUGAUGUGAUACCAGCUGACAUGGUGGUGAAUGGAAUCAUUGUGGCCAUGGCGACUCGUGCUCAGAAGCAAGCUUCAGAAAUCAUUUAUCAAAUAGGAUCUUCCUUAAGAAACCCUUUGAAGUUAUCAAGUGUGAAUGAUUUUAGCUAUCGUUAUUUCUCUGCAAAUCCAUGGAUUAACAAGGAAGGAGUUCCAGUAAAGACUAGCAAGGCCAUUAUCUUGAGCUCUAUGACCAAAUUCUAUAUAUAUAUGGCAUUUCGUUUUCAACUGCCAUUGAAGGCAUUGCAAGUAGCAACCAUUUUGGUAUUGAAGAACUAUCAGGACAUGUGUACGGUUCUUGAUCGAAAAGUAAAAUUGGUGAUGAGAUUGGUAGAACUUUAUAAACCCUAUGUGUUCUUUGAGGGCAGCUUUGAUGAUUCCAACUCAGAGAAGCUAAGAAUAGAAGCAAGAGAGAGAAGUCUUGAACUAAAAGAAAUGGAUGAAUUUAACUUUGAUCCCACAGAAAUUGACUGGGAAAAUUACAUGAUGAGUGUUCAUAUUCCUGGUUUAGUUAAAUAUGUAAUGUAAGAAUCAUUAUAUUGUUUGAGUUCCUAAAGGGCUUUCCCCACACACAAAAAUUCGAGCUUCUAAAGCCAAUAAUUAUUUAUUAAUUGUAUAACUCAUUGUAUUGCUUUUUC
Messenger RNA from Ricinus communis (castor bean), 1713 nucleotides. Its product is annotated as fatty acyl-CoA reductase 3. The transcript is spliced from 10 exons. Gene Ontology annotation, cellular component: intracellular membrane-bounded organelle. The record is from RefSeq and is a predicted model, not a curated record. Lineage: Eukaryota; Viridiplantae; Streptophyta; Magnoliopsida; Malpighiales; Euphorbiaceae. The coding region runs from base 122 to 1603 and encodes 493 amino acids. Gene Ontology annotation, biological process: long-chain fatty-acyl-CoA metabolic process; suberin biosynthetic process. Gene Ontology annotation, molecular function: alcohol-forming very long-chain fatty acyl-CoA reductase (NADP+) activity.